Messenger RNA from Sinocyclocheilus grahami, 910 nucleotides. RefSeq names its product protein lin-28 homolog A-like. Gene Ontology annotation, molecular function: mRNA binding; zinc ion binding. Bases 1 to 783 code for a protein of 260 amino acids. Gene Ontology annotation, biological process: pre-miRNA processing. The record is from RefSeq and is a predicted model, not a curated record. Gene Ontology annotation, cellular component: nucleus; cytoplasm. The transcript has 4 exons. NCBI's taxonomy places the organism in Eukaryota, Metazoa, Chordata, Actinopteri, Cypriniformes, Cyprinidae.
AUGCUUGCGAACUUUAACGGGAUCAAACGGGGACAUUUAGGGUGUGUCCGUAACCUCGUGGGGCGUUUUAUGAAUGGUGGAUGUGAAGCCCUCGUGCAGGAAAUGAGAAACUCCAUAACAUCUGACACCGGGGACCAGAUCCGUGACCUGCGCCGGCCGCGCGGAGGUGGCGGGUUGGACCCCGCCAGGACUCCGCCGCAGAUUCUGGCUGGCUCGGGUUACUGCAAGUGGUUUAAUGUCCGCAUGGGGUUUGGAUUUAUAUCGAUGACCAGCAGCGAGGGGAAGCCAGUGGACCCUCCACUAGACGUGUUCGUUCACCAAAGUAAGCUGGUGAUGGAGGGCUUCAGGAGCUUACGGGAGGGCGAGCAGGUUGAAUUCACCUUCAAGAGGUCGAGUAAAGGUCUGGAGUCGCUCAGGGUCACGGGGCCCGGCGGGGGUCCAUGCUCGGGCAGUGACCGACGCCCCAAAGGGAAGGCCCCGCCCCUCAAACGCAAACCAAAGGGAGACCGGUGUUAUAACUGUGGAGGUCUGGACCACCACGCUAAAGAGUGUGGCCUUCCACCCCAGCCAAAGAAGUGUCACUACUGUCAGAGUGUCACACACAUGGUGGCCCAGUGUCCCCACAAGAGCGCGCUGUCCCCCUCCACAUCUCAGGACCCCCAACGCCCCUCCACCUCCGCUCAGUCCCAGGAAGAGGGGAGCCAGUCGGGCUCAUCGUCCUCUCCGGAGGAAGCAUCUCAACGGGGGAGUCACUCCCAGCGCUGGAGGAAAAGCCGGGACUGAAAGCGACCGAAAGGUUCCUCAUCCAGACGAAGCCCGGACCCGAAAUCAUCUACCUCACAGAGGAGACCCUCCCUCCCUUCCUUCCUGUGCAGCUAUGGUAUCAGCCGAUGGGGGUCACGUGUGUACA